CCUUGUUCACCCUUUUAAUCUCAUUUUAAACCAUUUAAAAAUAUUUCAUUUUUUACCUUCCCACUCCCCAACCCCCCUCAAUCUCCCGCAUCGAUGCUCUCGGCGCUCGGCACGCCCGGCCUGGCGCGCAUGCGCACCGCGCGCUGUACGGCACGGCGGUGCCACAAGAUGGCGGCGCCCGGCGGCGGCAUGGAGGGGCCGGAGGAGGCCGAGGGGUUGGUGCUGGGGCGGCUGGAGGAGGAGGCGCUGAAGCGGCGGGAGCGGCUGAAGGCGCUGAGGCAGCGCACGCUGCAGAACAAGGAGAGUGGAGAACCAGAAUCCAAAAUUCCCAGAGAAGAUGAGGAAGAGGAGCCAGUCAAGCACAGGGAGAUCAAGCUGCGGAAUUACGAUCCUGAGGAUGCAGAGCUGAAGAAGAGGAAGCUGCCCCCGGCCAAACCGGCCUCAGUGGAGGACACGGUGAAGGAGCAGCUGGAAGCAGCCAAGCCAGAGCCCAUCAUUGAUGAAGUGGAUUUGGCAAACUUGGCUCCCAGGAAACCUGACUGGGAUUUGAAGAGGGAUGUGUCCAAGAAGCUGGAGAAGCUGGAGAAGAGGACCCAGAGAGCCAUUGCUGAGCUGAUCCGAGAGCGCUUGAAAGGGCAGGAGGAGGAGCUGGCAUCAGCUGUGGGAUCAGCAAAGCAGGAGGGAAGCGACUCAGACUGAGGAGAAUCCAUCAGGAACCAGCUCUGGAUCUGCCUCACACCGACCCCGUGUCCCUCAGGUCCCUCCCUUCUCCCAAACUUCCCAAAUCCUGCCAUGCCUGGAGGAGAGGCUGAUCCCAGGAGCCUGGCUGGCUGCUGGGGAACUUCCAUGGAAAACUUUCUGGGAUCGUGGUGGGAGCAGGACAGACACCCCCAGUUAGCUGGAACUUCCUUGGAGCAAGGAAAAGUGGGAAAACUCCAGGCUGGAGCUGGAAAGGUCAAUCCAGACUCGCUGGGAAAGGAGAUUCCAACAGCCCUUGGAAAAGCAGGAUCAUUUCCCAGGACUGGUGCUCCUGUUCCUGUGCACAGACUCCUUGAGGCUCUGAGUAUUUGGGAAUAUCCAUGGCCAGCCCCAGAAUUCCUAUGGGAAGGGGCUGUGUGCUUUGGGAAUUGCUGGCUGCUCUGCAUCUGGCUGAGUGUCACGAGGAAUUUGCUUUGCUCCUGGAAUUUCCCAACCCUCCAGGAGCAUCUCACUCCCCUUCUUGGGUUUUUUAUUGUUAGUGGAUCUUUUCCUAAUAAAACAAUUCCAUGUGGGAAAAGUCACUUGUCCUGCAGAGGAGUGGGAAGAGGAGCAGUGGGAUUGAAUCCAUGGAAGUUGGAGUGGGAUUGAGUCCAUGGAAGUUGGAGGAGCAGUGGGAUUGAAUCCAUGGAAAUUGGAGGAGCAGUGGGAUUGAAUCCAUGGAAAUUGGAGGAGCAGUGGGAUUGAAUCCAUGGAAGCUGGAGGAGAAACAGUGGGAUUCAGUCUGUGUAAAUUGGAGGAGGAGCAGUGGGAUUGAGUUCAUGGAAAUUUGAGGAGGAGCAGUGGGAUUGAAUCCAUGGAAAUUGGAGGAGGAGCAGUGGGAUUGAAUCCAUGGAAAUUUGAGAAGCAGUGGGAUUGAAUCCUUGGAAGUUUGAGGAGCAGUGGGAUUGAAUCCAUGGAAAUUUGAGAAGCAGUGGGAUUGAAUCCAUGGAAAUUGGAGGAGCAGUGGGAUUGAAUCCAUGGAAAUUUGAGGAGCAGUGGGAUUGAAUCCUUGGAAAUUGGAGGUGGCCACAGCAGGUCAAGCACAGCUCCUGGGAUGGGCUGAUCCAGGUUAUUGUGUGAUCCAGGUUCUUGGGAUGAUCCCAGCCCUGUCCUCUGGAAAAGGGGAGCAGGUGGGAUCUGCCAUGCUGAUGAAAGCUGUUCUGGUGAUUCCCACAUCCUGCUGCUUUUCCCCUGGUGGAUCAUUCCCAGGGUGAUGGAUCCUUGUCCCUGUGCCAGGAUCUGCUCCUCCAUGAGGAUUUUCCACCUGCAGGAGUCCCAUUCCUGCUUCCAGGGGAUGCCAGGGAGCAAAGAGCAGCUGGAAAAUCCCUGGAUUUCUCCUCCAUUCCCAGCUUCCUUCCUUCUCCUUGGCUCUCCUGUUCCUGGUGUUUGCAGCCAUUCCUGCUCCUCCUCUCCCCUUGGAGGGGCCAUUCCCAGUGUGUGGGGUGGACCAGGCUGGAUCAGGUGUUGGGAUGUGCCUGGGGAUUCCCUCUGGAUUCUCUGGUGGGAAAACACCUGGGCUGGGAGCCCAACCAUCUGGACAGGUGGUUUUCCUAUUUUUCCUUGGAUGGGAGACAUCCUAAGUGCCCCUCACCCUUGUCCUGGGGCAAAAUAUUUCUGGAAAAGCAGUGGGAAGGUUCCAUCAGGGAAUGUUGUGGCUGUCCCUGGAUCCCUGGAAGUGUCCAAGGCCAGGUUGGACAGGGCUUGGAGCAGCCUGGGGUAGUGGAAGAUGUCCCAGCCCAUGGAAUUGGGAUGGAUGGGAUGAUCCUUUAGUUCCCUUGCAACCCAAAUUGCUCUGGAAUUCCCUGAUUCCACGGAGCCAUGGAAUCUCUGGAAUGCCCUGUAGAUGUCAGCAGAUCUCCAUGCACAAAACUCUGCUGUGUCCAGCUAUUCCCAACAGCUGGAAUCUGGAUAAAGCCCAGAUUUGCAUCCCUGACUGGGAUGCUGCCAGCUGGAAUUCCCAUCCAUCCAUCCAUCCAUCCAUCCAUCCAUCCAUCCAUCCAUCCAUCCAUCCAUCCCUUCCCUUCCCUGGCUGAAGCCACACCAAAGGUGGGAAGCAGAAGAAUUUUCCCUCGUUGACUUUCAAGGAAAAAAAUUCUCUUUAAACUGGCUCCAGUUCCAGGCACAGCUUUUCCCAGUUCCUCAAGGGAUAAUUUUCACUUUCAGCUCUCCUGGAAAAUCCAACUUGGAAAUGAAAAAUCCCAAUAUUGUUGUUUAGAACAAGCCUCAAGUGAAAUGUCCUGAAUUUCACCUUUUCUGUGUAUUUUCCAAUUUUAUUCCAGGCUGAAAUUAAGUUGGGAUAGCCCCAGAGGCCUGGACAGAUGUGGGAUCCUGGCAUGGGAAUGGGAUCCUGGCAUGGGAUUGGGAUCCCAGUGUGGGACUGGUGUCAUGGUGUAGGAUUGGGAUCCUGGCAUGGGAAUGGGAUCCCAAUAUAGGACUGGGAUCAUGGAGAGGGGCAGGGAUCCUGGCAUGGGACUGUGUUCCCAGCAUGGGACAAUGAUCCUGGAAUGGGACAGGGAUCCUGGUGUGGUGCUGGGGUUCUGGUGAGGAACAGGGAUCCCUGUGAGGAAAAUCAGGAAUUCCUUUAUCCAUAGGAAAAUCUGUUUUCCUUUGGCUAAUUUGACGUCGCUGCCUUUUGUUGAAAAUGUGAACAACUCUGACACAGCCCCAAACUGGCACUGGGGUCAAGUCCAUCCCUCAGUAUCCUCCUGGCCAUUCCCUCUGGAUUAUCCCCCACCAACAUUCUGGCCUUUUAAAAAUUGGGAUGUUUCUUUCUCCCCUCCUUGGAAAUGCCACCUCCUGCCUCUUUUCAUUGGAUUCCCUCCCACUCUCUCCACGCUCCAGCCUUGGAAGUUCUGACAUCCCUCUGCCCUAUAAAAACCAGGCCCUGGGAUGCUCUUGGCCCAGAUAAAAGGCACCAGGGUGGGCUGGAAUUUGGAGGAGAUGGCUCUGUGACACGAAGCAGGAGCAGCCCUGGAGUGCUGGAGUGGUUGGGAUUCUCCAACCUGCUGGGAUCAUGGGAAGGAAGCUUCAUCCCCAGCCCUGGCCCCUCCAGGCCGUGGUUUUGGAGUGGUCACACCCACAGCCAAGGUCUGGCUUUCAAGUGUCCAUCUGCUGCAGGGCCAUGAAAGGAAUUCCCAGUUUUUGACAGCUGCUGAAAUUCCUUUUGUGGUGCUCCCGGCCGGACUCUGCCCGAGCCGAGGGUUUUGCUGCCUCUUCCAGCUCUGGGGGGAUUUGGGAUCAUUGCUGCUUUUGGGAGAAAAUCCCUCUGCUGGGCUGCUGGCCUGACUCUACAGGUCCCAGGCUUCCAAAGCAGGUUCCUGGGAAUUUUUUUCCAUCUUUGGAAUGUCUGAGCAGAGCUGUUUGGAAUAGUUUUUUUCCUUAAAUAUUUGGGAUGCUUGGAAAAUGCUUGGCUGUUUCCAAGGGCUCUGGGAUGGUUGAUGGAGGGGAUUUGGGAAUUCUGGGGGACCUGUGGCAAUGGCAGGGGGAGAGUGGAGGGAUCCCAUGGGAUGUUUCCUACAGCACAGGGUACUUGGAUGUGGGAAUUGGGAAUCCACACCUUGGAAAUGGCCUCUGAGGGGGUAGGGAUGGGCAGCUCUUGGAAUUCUUUGGUACCUUCCAAAGGGAUGAGACCCUCCCCUGCAGAGCUGCCCUCAGCCUCAGGGGCUGGCCAAGGACUCCAAAGAACUUCCAGUCAGGAAAAUGAUCCCAGGACUUUGCCAUCCUUUUAUCCUCCUGCCCUGUUUGUUGUUAACUCUUCCAGCCAACGUUGCAGGAAUUGCCUUGGGAAGUUUUCCUGUGCUUGUUCCAGGAAGAAUGGAAAAUGUGGGAGCAGCCUCUGCUGGACACAGCCCAUGGGAUUGCUCCUGCACCUGCUCUGAGUUCCUGGGAACAGCAGUGAGCCCUGGGCAGGGAGGAGCCCAUUCCUGCUGGGAUCAGAUCCAAAGGGAAUUCCUGGAUGGAGAGCUGCUCCUGCUGCCCGUGUUGUGUUGCUGUGGAGAAAGAUUACGGAGUGGAGAGAAAACACAGCAACAAGACACUCUCUGCUUGGUGCAGGAAAGCAAGAAAAAGCAAUUUAUUGAAAGAAACCAUUGCCUUAAAUAAGGCAGAUCAUGCAAAACAAAAUACAGACAGAUCAUUGGUCAGAGAGAGAGAGACACCUCUUGUCCCAGGCUUUCCCAUGGACCUUGCAGGUGUUUAUCUCUGUUAUAAUUCUUUCUCUUAUGUUUACAGUAAAGGAAAAGUCUCUAGCUUGGGAAAAAUCCUAGCUGAGGCUGAGAAAGUUUCAUGGCCUGAGAAAAAAUACUUAGAACUUGAGAAGAAGGCCUGGCAGCUUUUGCCCAGGCCUUCAGCAGUGUCCACAAUGUUGCACUUCCCUGGAAGUGCCCAAGGCCAGGUUGGACAGGGCUUGGAGCACCCUGGGGUGGUGGGAGGUGUCCCUGCCCAUAGAAAUGGGAUUCAUGGGAUGAUCCUUAAGUUCCUUUGCAACCCAAAUUGUUCUGGAGUUCCCUGAUUCCAUGGAGCGAUGGAAUUGUGUUUUUCUGCCUCUGGGCACUCCAUGGAAGUUCAGAGAAGGUCGUGACUUGGAGCUGGGACAAUUGGAGCAGGUUCCUUCUGUCCUCUCCUCUGCUCAUCCUGUGUCCAUCACUGAUGGAUGGUGAGAGUGGAACUCGUGUCCCUUUGACCAUUGCAAAGUCAUGGAAUCAUGGAAUGGGUAGGAAGGGACCUUAAAGCUCAUCCAGUGCCACCUCUGGAUGGGCAGGGACACCUCCCACUGUCCCAGGCUGCUCCAACCCCAAUGUCCAGCCUGGCCUUGGGCACUGCCAGGGAUCCAGGGGCAGCCACAGCUGCUCUGGGAAUUCCCAAUUCCCAAUAUCCAUCCAUCCCUGCCCUCUGGCAGUGGGAGCCAUUCCCUGUGUCCUGUCUCUCCAUCCCUUGUCCCCAGUCCCUCUCCAGCUCUCCUGGAUCCCUCCAGGCCCUGCAAGGGGCUCUGAGCUCUCCCUGGAGCUUCUCCUCUCCAGGGGAACAUUCCCAGCUCUCCCAGCCUGGAUCCAGCUCUGGAUCAGCUCUGGGGGCUCCUCUGGAUCUCUCCAGCAGCUCCAGGUCCUUGUGCUGUUGGAUCCAGAGCAGCUCUGCAGGUGGGGAAUCACCUGAGGGGGCAGAGGGGCAGAAUCCCACCCUUGAUACCCUUUUCCAGCAGAAAAUUCCAACUUUUCUGCAGAACCCCAACCCCUUUCCUUGGCACAGCAAUGCUUUUCCUAAAGAGUUUUUGCCAUUCAGAACUGUUCUUCCUUUAAAAAUCCCUGUUAAAACAUGAAAACCAGGAGCUGCUUCCAGCUCUGUAGGAUUUUCCCCCCUCCUCCUCUGUAUUAUGAUAUUUGAAAUAAAAACACCCUGGGAGUUCCCAUAAAAGUCCUGCUGAAUUUAUGACGUGAUUGUUAGAGAGCAGAAAAUGUCCAAUAAAAAGGAAUUUUUCGACGAGAGCCCAACCUCCCACGGCUCUUCCCGGGCUCCAUCUGCAGAGAAGGAGCUGGACGGAAGAAAAACAUCUUGGAGGCGUUUGGAGAUUGUAAACGUAACUAAAAAUAGCAAAUCCGUGUCUUUAUUAAGGAUUUUUCCCACUGGGGAAUCCGAAGGAUUGAGGAAAACUGGAAAUUGGAUGAGCUCAUCCCACCCAGGUAGCACCAGGAACGUUUUGCUGUGUUUUUUCCCAGGAGUGUUUCCUUUCCAGCUGCCCAACUGCGAGAUUUUGACUUAUUGUUCCCAAAAAUAAUGACAUGAAGAGGAAAGAGGGAAGGACUUGGCGUUCCUCUGUGUUUAAUGGAGAAUUAUGGAUGUUUGGGAAGCUGAGGGUGGUUCUUGCCCUGGGAAUACUUGGCAGAGUCAUCCCAGCUUGAUGUUUUCCAAAAUGCUUGCUGGGGGCACUGGAGCUACUGGGAUUGUGUCCUUCAGAAAAGCUGAGGGACAGCUGAAGUGUGGAAUUUCUUAAGGACCUGUCCGUGUCUCUGCAUGGAACAAAAGUUGGGAGCUCCAGCAGUUGGAGAUGUAAGGGGAAGGCUCUUCCCAUGCCUGUCAACACUUGGAGUCAAGAAGGAGAAAAACUCCCCAGUUGGUCUCCGUUGGAGUCGGGGUUGGAUUGUGCCAAAGAAAAAGCCUGGAAAGUUUAUUAAUGGAAAUGCCUGGAAGUCUCAGGGAGGCUCGAAAUAGCAGGAAAAGCUUCUCUUUCCAUGUUGUCCCAGCUGGAAAACUGGGACAGGUAUUUGGGCAGCGGGGUUGUGUUAAAAGAAUCUGGAAGGUUCUUCUGGAGGUUCUGAGGGAAGUAACUCCACACCUCAAUCCCAUGAGGGUUCUGCUCUCCUUUAGCCCUUUUCUGCCUGAAAUUUAUGGAAAUCAGGAGGAGUUUGGCUGAUGAAGGAUCUUCAACUUUGGGAGAUGAAGGAGGAGUUUGGCAGACGAAGGAUCUUGGAGUUUGGCUCAUGAAGGAGAAGUCUGGAUGAUGAAGGAAAAGUUGGAUGUUGAAGGAAAUUUGAGUUUGGAUGAUGAAGGAGAGGUUUGGGUGUUGAAGGAAAUUCGAGUUUGGGAAAUGAAGGAGGAGUUUGGCUGAUGAAGAAGUUUGACUGAUGAAAGAUUUUGGACUUUGGGAGAUGAAGGAAGAGUUUGGCUGUUGAAGGGGAAGUUUAGAUGUUGAAGGAGAAGUUUGUAUGUUGAAGGAUCUUGGACUUUGGGAGAUGAAGGAGGAGUUUGGCUGAUGAAGGACCUUUGAUUUUGGUCGAUGAAGAACCUCCAAAUUUGGCAGGAAGUCAUGUUCAAACAUUCCCACUUCCCAAUGAUCCAGUGGGGAUGAUUUUAUUGCCCAUGGAAAUCCUUCCUCAUUCUGUGGGAAUAAUAAAGCAAAGGAAUUUUAACCUUC
Molecule: messenger RNA, 7645 nt
Organism: Oenanthe melanoleuca
Lineage: Eukaryota; Metazoa; Chordata; Aves; Passeriformes; Muscicapidae
Gene: CCDC12
Product: coiled-coil domain containing 12
Exons: 7
Coding region: 94-699 (201 amino acids)
Cellular component (GO): post-mRNA release spliceosomal complex; U2-type spliceosomal complex
Source: RefSeq, a predicted model, not a curated record